Podospora anserina S mat+ is the source of this 1086-nucleotide messenger RNA. RefSeq lists its product as uncharacterized. Bases 1 to 1086 code for a protein of 361 amino acids. Lineage: Eukaryota; Fungi; Ascomycota; Sordariomycetes; Sordariales; Podosporaceae. The transcript has a single exon. The record is from RefSeq and is a predicted model, not a curated record.
AUGCCAUCUCAGAGAAUGAAGAAUCGUAACAAGAAAAAGCAGACUCCAAAGCCCAACGAGGAGUUCCCCAAGAAAGAGGAUGAGACCAAGACCGGGCAGCCCGAGGCUAGCAACCUGCCUCAGACCUCCACAGUUGGUGACAACAAGCCCGAGGACAACAAGCCCACGGAAGCUGGCCGUGCUGAGACCGACAAGCAACCUGGAGACAAGCCCCUCGACAAUGAAGACUACGACGAGGAGAACCCAGAUGAGGAGAACGCGGGAGUUCUAGGUGACGACUACCAAGAAGACGAGGACCAGGAAGGCGAAGAGCCAUACGACGAGGAGGGAGAAGAGGAAGAGGAGCAGGCUUACGACGACGAAGAGCAAGAUGAUGAGGACGCUGCCUCUGAAGAAGACGAGGAAGAAGAAGAGGAGGAAGUCAUCCCUCCACCCCAACCACAGCGACAAAAGAGCAACACCACCAAGAAGGGCAAGCCCGCCUCCGUCGUCGACGACCGCAGCAGCACACCCUCUUCCUCCCAGCCUCCCACCCCCAAGGACGAUGAGAAGCCCCAGCCUAAGUGGAUGCGCGACCAAAAGAAGAAGAAGCAACGGCAGACCGAGUCUGAUGUCGACAACAGACAGGUCGACCGCCCUCGCCGCAGGGGGAAGAACGAGCCAUCUUACCGUGAGCAGCAACAGGCGCUGUACCGUCAGCAGCAGCAGCAGCAAAUGAUGAUGCAGCAGCAGCAGCAGCAGCAGGGCGGUGGUGAUGGUGGCGGCAAGAACCCAUUGAGGCUCAGACUAGACCUCAAUCUGGAGAUUGAGAUUGAGCUCAAGGCGCAUAUCCAUGGUGAUUUGACGCUUGCUUUGCUGUAUGUUUACCUUUCUUUUCAUCUUUUCUACCCUUCUUCUUUUGUGGCUUCCCCUGAUUCAUGGUCCUGGCUUUGUGUCAUCAUCGCGCAUUGGCUUAGUGGCUUCCACGUGAGCGAUACCAUGCCGACCAACUCUUUUAACACUUUCUCUCUUCUACUAUCACGGAUGAACAAGGCAAUGAAGGCUCAUACACACCGAUUUUCUCGGGGAUUUUGUCACAGCAAUUAG